Messenger RNA from Ahaetulla prasina, 7400 nucleotides. RefSeq names its product nucleolar protein 6 (gene NOL6). The transcript has 26 exons. Lineage: Eukaryota; Metazoa; Chordata; Lepidosauria; Squamata; Colubridae. The record is from RefSeq and is a predicted model, not a curated record. Gene Ontology annotation, biological process: rRNA processing; tRNA export from nucleus. Bases 2971 to 6405 code for a protein of 1144 amino acids. Gene Ontology annotation, cellular component: CURI complex; small-subunit processome; UTP-C complex.
CUCCAGGCUUAAAGUUGCCAAGUUGGAGACCCUUGACCUAUACAGUAGUUUGGGACAGAUUGAGUAAGAGACUUGGUUGACAUACUGUGCUCCCUGAUCAUAGGAAUAUUCUUUGGGUUGGCUCAGGAUAGUAGUUUAUCUAGUAAACUACAGUUAAAGAAACCAUGGUUUCCUUGUACAUUGUAGUUUAUCCAAAAACUACGGCUAAACGAACUAUGGCUUUUUGUAAAUUGUGAUUUAUCCGAUAAGCUGCAACUCAACAAACUACGGCUUCUUAUAAUUAUGGCUUAUCCAAUAAAUGACAGUGAAGCAAAACUAUGGCUCCUUGUAAAUUGUGAUUUAUCCAAUAAAUUACAGCUAAAGAAAAUACGGCUUCUUGCAAACUUUGAUUUAGCCAAUAAACUGCAACUAAACUGUGGCUUCUUAGAAUUGUGGCUUAUCCAAUAAACGACAGCUACUAUAAACAAAAGAUGUCUUCUUGCAAAUUGUGAUUGAUCCAAUUGUGGUUUAUACAAAAACUACAGCGAAACAAACAAAGAGGCUUCUUGCAAACUGAUUUAUCCAAUAAACUGCAACUAAACAAACGAUGGCUUCUUAUAACUGUGGCUUAUCCAAUAAAUGACAGUGAAAGAAACUAGCUUCUUGUAAUUAAUGAAUCCCUCAAAGAGAGCCAUGGAUGGAGGGAGACAGGAGAUUCGGGCACUUGUGGGAUAGCGUGAUAAAUGUCACACCAUUCUUGUGAUAAAAUCUUGGGUGUGAAAAGGGGCGUGGCUGCCAUUGCACACUUGUGGGACACUUGCAAACAACUCUUCUUCUUAAAGCAAAACCAAGGGCGCCAUCUGCUGGACAACAGAGAAACUGGUAUUUACUAGGAAGACCAUCAAAAGGGGUUGAUGCGGUUUUCUGGAAUGGAAAUCAAGUUCUACAAUUUAUUAAUAUUUCGUAUUUCUCAACAGCCCAUCCCCUUCCUUACACAAUGGAACGCCACAAAGCUGAAAGAUUUAAUUCUUUGAUUCCUUGAUUCCUUUAUGAGUAAUUCAAGGCAGUGAAUAGACAUAAUAUUCCUUCCUCCUGUUAAUUUCAUUUGAGCAACAACAACCCUGUUAGGUGUGUUGGGUUUAGAAACAGGGACUGACCCAAUGUCGCUCACCUAUUUUCUUGCCUAAGGUGGAACUAGAACUCACGUCUCCUGGUGAUUGACCCAAAGACAGCCAUCCAAUAUUUAUGCCUAAGGUGGAACUAGAACUCACUGGCUCCUGGUGAGUGUCCCAAAGACAGCCAUCCAAUAUUUAUGCCUAAGGCGGAACUAGAACUCACUGGCUCCUGGUGAUUGGCCCAAAGACAGCCAGCCAAUAUUUAGGCCUAAGGUGGAACUAGAACUCACUGGCUCCUGGUGAUUGGUCCAAAGACAGUCAUCCAAUAUUUAUGCCUAAGGCGGAACUAGAACUCACUGGCUCCUGGUGAUUGGCCCAAAGACAGCCAGCCAAUAUUUACGCCUAAGGUGGAACUAGAACUCACUGGCUCCUGGUGAGUGUCCCAAAGACAGUCAUCCAAUAUUUAUGCCUAAGGCGGAACUAGAACUCACUGGCUCCUGGUGAUUGGCCCAAAGACAGCCAGCCAAUAUUUAUGCCUAAAGUGGAACUAGAACUCACGUCUCCUGGUGAUUGGCCCAAAGACAGCCAGCCAAUAUUUAUGCCUAAAGUGGAACUAGAACUCACGUCUCCUGGUGAUUGGCCCAAAGACAGCCAGCCAAUAUUUAUGCCUAAAGUGGAACUAGAACUCACUGGCUCCUGGUGAUUGGCCCAAAGACAGCCAGCCAAUGUUUUUGCCUAAAGUGGAACUAGAACUCACUGGCUCCUGGUGAUUGGUCCAAAGACAGCCAGCCAAUAUUUAUGCCUAAAGUGGAACUAGAACUCACUGGCUCCUGGUGAUUGGUUGAAAGUCAGCCAGCCAAGGCUCACGCCUGAAGUGGAACUAGAACUGGUGAAAUGUCUCCUUGAACAGUUUCCAUCCAUUGUGCCUUGUCUGACCCUUUGGGUGCUUGGGAAAAUACGUGGCCCCCUCCUCUCUUUGACAGCCCAUCACCCAUUUUAAAGUCACCAAGAUUGAGAACUACUCGCUUGAUUGGAUCACGAGACAGGACAAUCUGUUUCGAUUGCCAGUAAGGUUUUGCCAAAUAUCCCUUUUGGGGGGAAAAAAAUAAGAUUUCCCUUGCAACCUUCACAUUUUUUUCUGUGAUUUUUGCAUGCACUGAUGUACAUCAAAACCCCAAGCCCCAUAAAUGGUCGUCCCUCUUUUGAAAAUACCCAGGUCGUCCUCGAGUCACGGCCCCCAUUGAGCCCCAAAUCUCUGUUGCUAAACGAGACAUUUGUUAAGUGAGUUUUUUGCUCCCUUUUACAACCUUUCUUGCCAUAGCUGUUAAGUGAAUCAUUGCAGUUCUUAAGUUAGUCACGUGGUUGUUAAGCGAAUCUGGCUUCCCCCGUUGACUUUGCUUGUCACAAGGUCGCAAAAGAGGAUCGCGUGACCCCCGGGCCACUGCAACCGUCAUAAAUAUGAGUCAGCUGCCAACCCUCUGAAUUUUGAUCACGUGAUGUGACCCAUGGGGAUGUGCAGUGAUGCCGUGUGAAAAACGGUCCUAAGUUAUUUUCUUCCAGCGCCGUUGUAACUUCGAAGGGUCACUAAACGAAUCGCAAGCAGUAAGUCGAGGACUACCUGCAAACCAGCGAAGUGGCCCAACUGAGCCCGGAAGUCCCUUUUCCCGAAAGCGAGAGCGAGGUUGGGCCCCUCUUCGUUUUCCUACGUCUAGAGUACACCGCGAUCACCUAAGCUUCCUUUGCGCUCUCCACCAAACUUGCUAAAAAGGGGGCGGGGCUGAACGACGCUAACCUAUCGGAGUUAGCCGGAAGACGGAAGAGGCCCGGGCACCGCUGUCGGCUCCACGUGGUUUGAUUGCUGCCGAGUUCCACCCACAUGGCUGCCCGGCGGAAGAUGUUACCUGAAAGUGACGAGGGAACGAAAGGUCCGGAGAAGGAAGAGAAACAAAAUGGCGUCUCUAAGGAAGAGAAACGAAGGGGAAAGAAACGGGCGGCUUCUUCCGAAGGCCUUUUGCAGCCGGUGAAAUUGGGCAAAAGUGAGCUGUACAAGGUGCCCACCAACGAAGAGCUGAGCCACCUCAAGGAGACCGAAAACCUGUUCCAUUCCAACCUUCUGCGCCUGCAGAUCGAGGAGCUGUUGAAAGAGGUGACCCUCAAGGAGAAGAGGAAGCAGAGGAUCGACGCCUUCCUUCACGAAAUCAGCGCCAUGCUCAACGACGUCCCGGAUGUUCCCGCGAGAGAUAUCACUGACCAGUCCUGGCUCCCCACGGGAGUGAAGGUCCCUAUCCUGCAGAGUCCUUUCAAGGUGAAGGGCAAGUUCCAUUUUCUGCCCCCAGCAGAGGUGAAGGUGGUGGGGAGUUACCUGCUGGGCACCUGCAUCAAGCCGGAGGUGAAUGUAGAUGUGGCAGUGAUCAUGCCCAAGGAAGUUUUCCAAGAGAAGGAUAACCUCAACCAGCGCUACCACCGCAAGAGGGCCCUCUACCUGGCCCACCUGGCCCAACACCUGGCCGAGACGAACCGCUUCGGGAGCGUGGCCUUCGCCUACCUGAACGGCAACCAUCUGAAGCCCGUUGUGCUCCUCCAGCCACAAGGGAAGGAAGCGAAGACGGUGACAAUCCGCCUCCACGCCUGCCCAGCCCCGGGGGUCUUCCGGCCCCUCCGUUUGCACCCCAGCAAAAACAACAUCCGGACUGCUUGGUUCACGGAGAAGGACUCGUCCGGGACAGGAGUCUCUGAGCCCCCCACCCCCCAUUACAACAACUCCAUUUUGUGGGACCUGGUGUUAGAGACCAACCUGCUCUACCUCUCCGAGGCAGCCAGCGCCUUCCGGGGCUUCCAAGACGGCGUGGCCCUCCUCAAAGUUUGGCUCCGCCAGCGAGAGCUUUAUCAGGGGCUAGGAUGUUUCAACGGCUUCGUGGCCUCCAUGCUGGUGGGCUACCUCCUGGCCACGCACAAGAUCAGCAAAAUGAUGAGCGCGUACCAGGUGCUGCGGAACGCCCUCCACUUCUUGGCUACUACAGACCUGACAACAUCUGGAAUCAGCCUCUCAAAACACAGAGAACCCAAUCUGCCUUCCCUGACGGACUUCCAGCAGGCAUUCCAAGUGGUGUUUGUAGAUUCUUCUGGACUGGUGAACCUGUGUGCGGAUAUGACUGCCAACACGUACAAGCAGGUCCAGUUUGAAGCCAGGCAGUCGAUGGAGAUUCUGGAUGACAAAACCGUGGAUGGGUUUCAGCUACUCUUCAUGACCCAGAAGCCUCUGCUCCGCACCUUUGAUCACGUCUUUCACCUCCGUCACGUCUCCAAACUCCAGACGGCUUGCAAGAAGAUGCAGCUGCUCAACGCCUUGAUGGACCGCGGCGGGAAUUAUGUGGCCGCCGUUCUCCCAUUCUUCCUCGGCUUGCUGGAGCGUGGACUGGCCCGGCGGUUGGUGCUCCUGGCUCAUCAGUUGCCUCAGACUCAGCCGUGGCCGAUUCACGUAGAACCCCCGAAGCACAAAGACGUCGGUUCCUUAUCUUUCGGACUGUUGCUAAAUCUUGACUUCGCAAACAGUGUUUUGGAGCGAGGACCAGAAGCAGAUCAAGAUGAGGCCGUGGAGUUUCGGCAAUUUUGGGGAGAGCGGUCAGAGCUGAGGCGCUUCCAAGAUGGCGUCAUCUGCGAGGCUGUUUUGUGGGACGCUGCAAAUCUGUGCCAGAAACGUCUUAUUCCGGAGCAAAUAAUACGUCAUAUUUUGAAACUGCACCUGGACAUUCCAGAGACUUCCAUCUCGUACGUGGGGGCCCUGUUGGAGCCCCUAAUUAAACCAGGGCGUGAGCCGGCAGGGACUGGCGAGGAAGACAUGGUCAGCCUGAUCCGUUCCUACGACGACCUGAGCCGCAAACUGUGGCACCUGGAGGGGAUGCCCUUAACGGUGACGGCGGUGCAAGGCGCUCACCCUGCCCUUCGCUACACAGACACUUUUCCUCCAGUCCCUGUGAAACCAGAUUAUUCCUUCCACGGCAAGAUCAAAGACAGAGCAUCCUUUCUCCCCGUGGUGGAAAAGCCGUGCCCUGUUUACGUGGCCCCAAUAAAAGUGAUUUGCCAGAUGGAGGGAAGCGGUCAGUGGCCUCGGAACAAGGAGGCCAUUCAGCGCAUCAAAGCCGCUUUCCAGAUGCAGCUGGCGGAAGUCCUGAACCAGCAACACGAUCUGCUGUGCCGGCCAACCGCCACCUACACCGAUAUACAUAAGGAUGGCUACGUCUUCCGCCUUCAAGUGGCCUACCAUCGGGAGCCCCAGAUCCUGAAGGAGUUGGUCACCCCGGAAGGGAUGCUGAAGUACCAGGACACCCCAGAAUCUCAGCAGCUGGAACUUGAGACCUUACACCUGCCUUUCUUGACUAGUUCGCUCCAUGGGCUGCAGCAACAAUAUCCAGCUUUUAGCGGCAGCUGCCGUCUCGCCAAGCGAUGGAUCAACGCUCAGUUGCUCAGCGACAGCCUCACGGAGGAGGCCGUGGAUUUAUUAGCGGCCUUCCUUUUCCUCUCUCCAGCUCCCUUCACGGCACCCAGCUCUCCCCAGGUGGGUUUCCUUCGCUUCCUUCACCUGCUUGCCACCUUCGACUGGAAGAACAACCCUCUGUUGGUGAACCUCAACGGCGACCUCAAAGAGGCAGAUUAUGUAGCCAUCAGAAACCACUUCAUGGAAGCUCGGCCUCAUCUCCCGGCCAUGUUCAUCGCUACCCCGAAAGACCAGAAAUUAUCACUGUGGACCAGAGAGAAGCCAUCACCUCAGAUCCUUCAGCGCCUCCUUGUACUGGCUCAAGAGGCCCUUCAGGUGUUGGACAAGCAGCUGAUGGACCCUCUGGGAACCCAGGAUGUGAAGAUGGCCUUCCGGCCUCCCUUGGACCUCUAUGAUGUCCUCAUCCACUUGAACCCAAAGCAGGUUCCCAGGCAGCUGGAAGCCGUGGACCGGCCCAUCAUGUCGUACUACCGGGGGAUGUUGAAGAGCAGCGGUACUACAAAAACCAUUUCUUUCCCAGUGGUGGAUUACGACCCCGUGCAGUGCUACCUGCAGGAGCUCCGAGAAGCCUUCAGUGACUUUGCCCUGUUCUUCUACGACAAAUUUGGAGGAGAAGUUAUUGGGGUCCUCUGGAAGCCCUCGGCCUUCGAGCCCCAGCCCUUCAAGGUAUCAAACAUAAAAGGACGGAUGAUAUCCAGAGCAGGUUCUCAGCCAACCGUCGUUCCAAACGUGGAGGCUAUUUUGGAAGACUUCAAGAUCUUGGGGGAAGGCCUGGUCAAAACGUUGGAAGCUCGGACAGAGAAAUGGUCCAUCUAGAACAGGGGUCUCCAACCUUGGUCCCUUUAAGACUUGUGGACUUCAAAUCCCAGAGUCCCUCAGCCAGCUUUGCCACCUGGAGUCCUCCUUGGAUUUGAAAAUGUUGAGGGUGGGGUUCGUCUCACCCGUAACUCUAUUUUUUUUCCUUUAGAUUUUUUUCCUAGAUUUUUUUUUAUUACAUUGUGAUUGAAAGCUCAUUCCACUCUAGUCUCCUUCCAAAAAGAUGCAUUCAAUUCAGAUGAGCCUGAUAAAGGACUUUAUUCAAUCUUUUUGCCUUCUGGUUAAAGAAACCUUGGAAAAUGUCUCUUCGUUCAUUGAGUUGAAAUCAAAUGGACUAGAACAGGAGUCUCCAACCUUGGCAACUUUAAGCCUGGUGGACUUCAACUCCCAGAAUCCCCCAGCCAGCUUUGCUGGCUGGGGGAUUCUGGGAGUUGAAGUCCAUCAGGUUUAAAGUUGCCAAGGUUGGAGACCCCUGGACUAGAAGACCUCCAAGGUCCUUUCCAACUCUUGUUAUUUUAUUCUAUUCAAAUCAAGCAUCGCUUCGCUUCCUCUCCCUUGCUGGAAAGGAAAUAAAGAUUACAGUAGUGGCCAAAUUGUGGAAACCUUUUGGGAAAAGUGUAUUUUGUAAAACCAGUUAAUAACACCACUUUUUGGGAGGAGUAGUACCAUAAAAUUAUAUAUCAACGGAAAGAUAAUUUAAUCAAAGAAUGUAAUGCAAUCACUUUUAUGAAGGAUUUGCUAUUAGAAUAGCAGUUACAGUAUAAAGAAGAAAAGUGAAAUGGGUAGAAAAAAGGAGAUAUACAAAAAUCUUCACCAUGUCAGUUAAUCCUUAGCUGGAUAACCUUUAGCAUGAAUUACGGCCUUACAACGUCUUCCUAUGGAGUGAACCAAGUCUUUUAGUUCUGUAGCUGUUACAAUGAAUGAUUGCUUCUAUUAACUGGGUUUUAUUGCUGGGUCACUUCUGCCUAACAAGUGUCUUUAGUCGGCUCCAUAGA